Molecule: messenger RNA, 4445 nt
Organism: Xyrauchen texanus (razorback sucker)
Lineage: Eukaryota; Metazoa; Chordata; Actinopteri; Cypriniformes; Catostomidae
Product: protein argonaute-4
Exons: 19
Coding region: 153-2909 (918 amino acids)
Molecular function (GO): RNA binding; protein binding
Source: RefSeq, a predicted model, not a curated record
AAUCACUCAGAAGACAACGCAGGCAGAGCAUAGCGCUGCACAUCCUUCCAUUUCUUAAAUUAGCCACUUUAAGCUUCGAGAUACCGCCACCAAUUUCAGUGUCGGUACGGAGCCGCCAGGCCGGGACUGAGACGGAGAGAGAGCCCUCGGCCAUGGAAGCGCUCGGACCCGUGUGUUUAUCGAACCCAAUCAGUGCGGAAGACAGGACGGCAUUGUUUGCUGGUGGGGAUUUAACCACACAUCUUCCUUCCGUGUCGUCUCUUCACACGUCUGUUGUAAUUGAACCAGGCCCGCCUGCCCCUACCUCCCUCUUCCAGCCACCACGCCGACCUGGCUUGGGUACGGUGGGGAAGCCGAUUCGCCUGCUGGCCAAUCACUUCCAGGUGCAGAUCCCCAAGAUCGAUGUUUACCAUUAUGACAUUGACAUCAAGCCUGAAAAGCGACCUCGAAGGGUCAACAGAGAGGUGGUAGAUACAAUGGUGAGACAUUUUAAGAUGCAGAUCUUUGGGGACAGCCAACCUGGUUAUGAUGGCAAGAGGAAUAUGUAUACUGCUCACCCGCUACCCAUUGGGAGAGACAGGGUGGAUCUGGAGGUAACAUUGCCAGGUGAGGGGAAGGAUCAGACCUUCAAGGUGUCUCUGCAGUGGGUGUCAGUGGUGAGUCUGCAGUUGCUUUUGGAAGCUCUGUCUGGUCACCUGAAUGAGGUUCCUGAGGACUCUGUACAAGCUUUGGAUGUCAUCACUCGCCACCUGCCCUCCAUGCGAUACACUCCCGUAGGUCGUUCCUUCUUCUCUCCACCAGAGGGGUACUAUCACCCGCUGGGAGGUGGGAGGGAGGUGUGGUUUGGCUUCCAUCAGUCUGUCCGUCCAGCAAUGUGGAACAUGAUGCUCAAUAUAGAUGUGUCUGCCACAGCCUUCUACCGAGCCCAGCCCGUCAUUGAGUUUAUGUGUGAAGUUUUGGACAUCCAGAACAUCAACGAGCAGACCAAGCCUCUCACAGAUUCCCAACGUGUCAAGUUCACAAAGGAGAUCCGAGGACUGAAAGUGGAGGUCACACAUUGUGGUCAAAUGAAGAGGAAGUAUCGUGUGUGCAAUGUAACACGUCGUCCAGCCAGCCAUCAGACAUUUCCUUUGCAGCUCGAGAACGGACAAGCUAUGGAGUGCACAGUUGCACAGUAUUUCAAGCAAAAGUACAGCCUGCAACUCAAAUACCCCCAUCUGCCCUGCCUCCAGGUGGGGCAGGAACAGAAGCACACCUACUUGCCCCUUGAGGUUUGUAAUAUUGUGGCAGGACAGCGUUGUAUAAAGAAACUAACAGAUAAUCAGACCUCCACAAUGAUCAAAGCUACGGCCCGCUCCGCCCCAGACCGACAGGAAGAGAUCAGCAGACUUGUCAAGAGCAACAGCAUGGUGGGCGGGCCCGACCCUUACCUGAAAGAGUUUGGCAUCGUAGUGCACAACGACAUGACCGAGGUGACCGGGCGGGUCCUCCCAGCGCCCAUGCUUCAAUAUGGGGGCCGGGUGAGUACAGACACUGGGAGGGACUGUAGCAGGGGACUCUCUCCCCAGAACAAGACGGUGGCCACUCCCAACCAGGGUGUCUGGGACAUGAGGGGAAAGCAGUUUUAUGCGGGUAUAGAGAUCAAGGUGUGGGCUGUGGCCUGCUUCGCCCCUCAGAAACAGUGCCGGGAGGAUCUGCUCAAGAGUUUCACUGACCAGCUGCGCAAGAUCUCCAAGGAUGCAGGGAUGCCCAUCCAAGGCCAGCCCUGCUUCUGCAAGUAUGCCCAGGGAGCAGACAGCGUCGAGCCAAUGUUCAAGCACCUCAAAAUGUCUUACGUGGGACUACAGCUCAUUGUGGUCAUUCUGCCUGGAAAAACACCUGUCUAUGCGGAGGUGAAGCGUGUGGGAGAUACUCUGCUGGGAAUGGCCACUCAGUGCGUGCAGGUGAAGAACGUGGUGAAGACAUCCCCUCAGACACUGUCCAAUCUCUGCCUCAAGAUCAACGCCAAACUGGGAGGCAUCAACAAUGUGCUGGUGCCGCAUCAGAGGCCCUCCGUGUUCCAGCAGCCAGUCAUCUUCUUGGGGGCAGAUGUCACUCACCCUCCUGCGGGUGAUGGUAAGAAACCAUCUAUUGCGGCUGUGGUGGGAAGCAUGGAUGGGCACCCCAGCCGCUACUGUGCCACUGUUCGAGUGCAGACCUCGCGCCAGGAUCUGUCCCAGGAACAGCUCUUCAGCCAGGAGGUCAUCCAGGACCUUACUAACAUGGUGCGAGAGCUGCUCAUUCAGUUUUACAAGUCGACACGCUUCAAGCCCACACGCAUCAUCUACUACCGUGGAGGAGUGUCUGAAGGACAGAUGAAGCAGGUUGCAUGGCCAGAGCUGAUCGCCAUUAGGAAAGCAUGCAUCAGUCUAGAGGAAGACUACAGGCCGGGAAUCACCUACAUCGUAGUGCAGAAGCGCCACCACACCCGACUCUUUUGUUCUGACAAAGCCGAGAGGGUCGGUAAGAGUGGCAAUGUUCCAGCAGGCACUACGGUGGACAGCACCAUCACACACCCCUCAGAAUUUGACUUCUACCUGUGCAGCCAUGCUGGUAUCCAGGGCACUAGUCGUCCCUCGCACUAUCACGUCUUGUGGGAUGACAACUGUUUCACGGCAGAUGAACUGCAGCUGUUGACCUACCAGCUGUGCCACACUUAUGUGCGCUGCACCCGCUCCGUCUCCAUCCCCGCGCCAGCCUACUAUGCCCGGCUUGUGGCAUUCCGUGCCCGCUACCACUUAGUGGACAAAGACCAUGACAGUGCUGAGGGCAGUCAUGUAUCAGGACAGAGUAAUGGCAGGGACCCUCUGGCUCUGGCUAAGGCGGUCCAGAUUCACUAUGACACCCAGCACACCAUGUACUUCGCCUGAUGUCCACCAGCAGGAGACGCACCUCUAAUCUCCUCCUUCAAUCUCUCUUUCUCUUCCUUUAUCUCUAUCGCGUCUUCAUCUGCAGCAAAGCAGUUUUAAAGCCAGGGGGCCCAUCUGUCAGUCCAGUUGAAAUUAUGGUCUGCCCCGAAGAACCAACUUUUACCAGCAGUCCUGCACUGAGAGGCUUCCGACCUCCAAUGCACAGAAAAAAAAGAAAUCCAAUGGAGCCAUUUUUAACUUUUUAUUUGUUUUGAUUUUUGAAUGUCUUUUUUAAUUUGUAAUAUACACUGAGUGUGAGCAAACCUGCGCCAUUGGUCAGGGCAGCUCUGGCUCUCUCAGCUAAGCUGGACUCUGUCUACUUUUACCUCAAGCCGCCAUUGGCUCAAUCUUGUCAUGUCUUUUGGGGAGGGGUGGGGGCUUGCAUGUAAGUGAGGGGAGGGGUUGACUUGGAUGGAUUUGUUUUUUCUCCUUUUUAUGAUCGUAUUUGGACUCUCCUCUCAGUCUUAUUCAAACGAGGUGACCUGAGUGUACAUGCCCAUUACCUGCUCCCAUUGUGUGUGUAUUUGUAUGUGAAGUGCUUGGGGGGUGAAUGGAGGAUUGUGUAGGCAUGUUUGUGAUUUUUGUGUGUUUGUGUGUAUUAAUGUCUCAUGGCAGGCCACUGAAUUGUAAAGGGAAAUCUAGGAGCAAACUGCUGUAAAUGCGUUUUUUUUUUAUAUAUAUAUAUAUAUAUAUAUUAACACACGCAUAGAUAUAUAAAAAGUAUAUAAAUAUUUACAACUCUAUAAGCAUAUUCCAUUUGACUGUUUAACAGGCUUUCAUAAGCUGGUGGUUUUUUGUAGCAGUAGCAUUCCCCAUAGUCUCCUCCGCUUGACUGUUGGGAGUGUUGGACCUGGGUUAACAAGGCGUGGUACAGGUGCCAUUCCACCUGUGGCAAGACUUAAAACGCAUACGUCUUGUUUGAAUGGUUAAUUUACAGGGUUUAAAGGUAUGGCCAUUGCACAGUUACAGGCGUAGCGUUGUUCUGGCGGCGCUGUCUGAAAGGCUUGCAACAUACAGCACUCUCCCUUUUAUGCAUUUAUACAUAAGAUUCAAAUCAGAUUUGUAAGAAUUUAAUAUAAAGGCUUUUUUUUUUUUUUUACUUUAGAGUAGAUAAUCGUUGUUCUUGUCAUUAAUGAUUAUAUUGAUCAGUUGUCUGAAAAUCAGUUGUUACUAAUUAAUCCAGGAGUCAUAGUUGUCGUAAACAAAAUCAGAAUGUUUUUUCUUACAGCUUAAGUUCUUGUAGCUGUUGUGGCUGUGGAAAUCAGGGCCCAGUUGCUUUGGUUUGUCCUUUUACAAUUUUUGAUCAAAAGUUUUGGCUUAUUUCUAUACAAAGCGCAUCGACUGAUGACAAAAGAAAGAGUGACAAAUCAGAAUUUGGGGAGGGGCGGUACUAUCAAUGUUCAACAGUUCUAUGAAUUUUAAAAGGGUGUUUAUUACGUCUGUGUGUGUGUGUGUGUGUGUGUGUGUGUGUGUAUGAACUUGAAUCUAUAAUAUAAA